Ictidomys tridecemlineatus (thirteen-lined ground squirrel) is the source of this 1246-nucleotide messenger RNA. The record is from RefSeq and is a predicted model, not a curated record. NCBI's taxonomy places the organism in Eukaryota, Metazoa, Chordata, Mammalia, Rodentia, Sciuridae.
AUGUCGGAUGAUGCUGCUGGCCUCUGGACUCCCUUGUCUGUGCCCCUGCUCCAGAGCCCACAGUGUGGGCAGCUCACGCUUCUUGCAGGGCCUUUCGUGGUGACCAGAGAGCAGCCUCUGGGCACUGUCACAGAAAACUGCCCCUUCCCUCCCGUCGGCCCUGGGCAGAGCCUGUUCCGCCUUCCUCAGCUGCUGCUGCUGCUUCAGUCGGCGCUGGUCCCCUCGGCUCGAGGGGCCUGGACACCCUGGAGGCUGUCAUCCGAGGUUCCUGUGGGGCCCGUCAUGAGCUUUGGUGAGAGCUUCCAGAGCCUGCUGAGGAACGGCCUCGGGCCCGAGACCCGGCCUUCACCACAACGUUCUCGGCCCCAGGUUGCGAGGGCCCUGCGGGCUUGGGGCAGCACCUUCCUGGGCCUCUGUGUGCAGCGCAAACAGCCCUACAAUGUGCGGAUGGUGUCGUGCCAGGGUGGUACCUGCUGCACCCUGCAGGACGCAGAGGCUCCGGUGGACUCAGAGGUCAGAGGGGAGGGGUGGGAAGACCUUCCGUCAUCUCCUGCAUCGCGCAGUGAUCGAGCCAGACAAGCCCAGAGUGUCCGUGCCGCUCUGCCCAGCGCUCAGGGACUUCUGGGAUUGAGUCCCGAGAGGACAGGGUCAGUCCUACCUCGAGGGGGAGCACAGAGAAGGCUACACCACUGCCCAGCUACACAGGCCCAGGAGCUAGGACACUGCGAAGACCUGCCGAGAGCAGAGGGCCACACCACAGGACAGGCGGAGCCUCCCCCACAGGCCUGCUGGCUCCGUCGUCCUCGCUUUUGCACUCGGGGAGCGUGGCUUGGAUUCCCGCCAGGCAACCUUGCACACAGCUCCACCCAACAGAGGCUGUGCUUUUUGACUGGAACCGUGAACCAAGCUCCUGACCAACGCGGCCCACCUGCCCUCCGAGCCAGAAGUUGGUGCUCAGCAGCAGGUCAUCAGCCAGGCAGGCCCAGGGUAAAAACCCGGAGUGUCUCUCCAGCCUCAAGGAAAUCCUCUCUUCUCUGCUUUUUGGCACGAUCCGGAGGUGCGCCACACCCGCUGCGGGCCCUCCCCUCCUCGGACGUCGUGUGCACCAGCUCCCCUGUACGCCAGCGCAGUCGCACACGCCUGUAAUCCCAGUGCCUUGGGAGGCUGAGGCCGGAGGAUGGCAUGUUCAGCCACCAGGGCACGCCUAGCCCCUCCACACGACAGGAUGGCCACCGUCAAAAUCACG